Molecule: messenger RNA, 648 nt
Organism: Chroicocephalus ridibundus (black-headed gull)
Lineage: Eukaryota; Metazoa; Chordata; Aves; Charadriiformes; Laridae
Product: claudin-4-like
Exons: 1
Coding region: 4-648 (214 amino acids)
Biological process (GO): bicellular tight junction assembly; cell adhesion
Cellular component (GO): bicellular tight junction; plasma membrane
Molecular function (GO): structural molecule activity
Source: RefSeq, a predicted model, not a curated record
UCGAUGGCGAUGAUGACGAUGCAGCUGGGUGGGCUGACGCUGGCCGUGCUGGGCUGGCUGGGCUCCAUCCUCACCUGCGCCCUACCCAUGUGGAAGGUGACAGCCUUCAUCGGCUCCAACAUCGUGGUGGCCCAGGUCUUCUGGGAAGGGCUGUGGAUGAACUGCGUGUACGAGAGCACGGGGCAGAUGCAGUGCAAGGUCUACGACUCCCUGCUGGAGCUCACCUCCGACCUGCAAGCGGCUCGUGCCCUGGUGAUCACCUCCAUCUUCGUGGCCUUCAUUGCCUUCCUCACCGCCAUCUCGGGUGCAGACUGCACCCGCUGCGUGGAUGACAAGAACACCAAGACCAGGAUCUCCAUCGUGGCAGGUGCCAUCUUCGUCCUGGCCAGCAUCAUGCUGCUCAUCCCAGUGUCCUGGUCCGCCAACACCAUUGUCAGCAACUUCUACAACCCCAUGGUGCCCGAGGCCCUCAAGAGGGAGCUGGGGGCUGCCCUCUACAUCGGCUGGGCCUCCAGUGCCCUCCAGCUCUUUGGCGGGGGCAUCCUGUGCUGCUCGGGUCCCCCGUCCCAGCAGGACCCCUACCCCAAGAAGUACAGAGCGGUGAAGAGCUGCGCCCCGAUGGGCUAUCCCAUGAGGGACUACGUAUGA